GAAGUCCACAAGGAACGUGAGAGGGCCCUUGAGGAGUUGGGUAUUACGGUCGAUAAGAAUAUGGUCGGAGUGCAUGCACCUAAGAGGGUUGGACGUAUGGAUGGUGACAAAACUACUGGUAUCUGCCUUAGUGGAGAUAAGAUUCUAGAAGAGCAUUGUUACCUCGACAACGACAACGGAGUAGUCACAAUACAAGCACCUCCUGAAAGUCUUACGUUGUUAAACGGUAAACGAGUCACCCCUGGCCAAUCUCACAAACUUCGUUCGGGGUACAGAAUUAUCCUUG
This is a messenger RNA of Acaulospora colombiana, 286 nucleotides long. The record is from the annotation of a GenBank genome assembly. NCBI's taxonomy places the organism in Eukaryota, Fungi, Glomeromycota, Glomeromycetes, Diversisporales, Acaulosporaceae.